Molecule: messenger RNA, 603 nt
Organism: Pochonia chlamydosporia 170
Lineage: Eukaryota; Fungi; Ascomycota; Sordariomycetes; Hypocreales; Clavicipitaceae
Product: fungal zn(2)-Cys(6) binuclear cluster domain-containing protein
Exons: 3
Coding region: 1-603 (200 amino acids)
Biological process (GO): regulation of DNA-templated transcription
Molecular function (GO): zinc ion binding; DNA-binding transcription factor activity, RNA polymerase II-specific
Source: RefSeq, a predicted model, not a curated record
AUGCCAUCUUCGAGCUCCUCCCAUUCCAGAUCCGGAUUGGCGGCGCAAUUAGACAUGGGUGACGUCCACGUAUGUAACAUUUGCCUAAAGCAGUUCAGGCGGGGAGACCUUCGAAAUCGACAUAGACGACGGUGCGAAAAGUCAAUUGGCAAGAUAAUGCCUACCAAGAAGCGUUCCUGCGAACGAUGCAUCUCGUUUAAAGUGAAGUGUGACCAUGAGAAGCCUUCAUGUGGCAGAUGUCUAGGUCGCUCCGUUCCCUGCGAAUAUAAACUAGAGCCCAAGGUCAAGAUGCCUCUCGGUCUGGCAUUUGGAUUGGGGCCUAAUGCUGCCUUUAACGGAUCCAUGGACGGCCCCCUUCAAAGGCUAGAGGUGCAUGGCCGAGACGAGCAUUUAUUGUCCGUAGCAUCGCCCGAAAUAAUGUUUGACAUGUCGUCGUCUUCUGGAGCCUUAGCCGAUAGGACACUAGGGGCAUUAGAUGCUACGAUGGAUCUUGUCGGCCAGGGCUUCUAUGCCAAUGAGUACUAUCAGCAUUGGGGACAAGUUGGUACGGCGUGGGCAGAAGGCAUGAUGCCUGAUGAUUGGGCUAUGGAAUCAAUCUUCUAA